AUGAAAGAUAUAUGGCGAGAAUAUUGUGAAAUUAGUACCAUUCAUGGUCUACGUCAUGUAGUUCAAAAAGAUGCAAAACGUUGGGAAAGAGUAAUUUGGAUAUCCCUAUUAACUGUUGCAAGUUUUACGAUUUUUAUUCUGCUCAUCUACUGGUGGAAUAUUUACAUCAACUCCCCAGUGCAAGUAGUUGUGGAUGAUCCACGAUAUCCUCUAAGUAAAAUUGACUUUCCUGCUUUAACAAUAUGCCCAAUCAAUAAGAUUUUGUAUUCUAAGACCAAAGCUCUUUCAUUGAGCCGAUAUCCUAAUAACUCAGCAUUGAGGCAAAAAUUUUUGAACUCUUUAACGGCUCUAUCAAUUAUGCGAUUUCCGUUCUACAGUGAACCACUAAAUUUCAUCAAAAAUCAUUCAUACAUUACAAUACCCACAGAUCAAAUUAUCAACAUCAUGAAGCUGCUGAUGCCGUCAAUAAGUGAUGUGUUCUUUAAAUGUUAUUGGAGAGGAGCCAAUAUCAACUGCACAGAUCUUUUUCGGUUACAACGCACGGAGGAAGGAUUUUGUUAUUCGUUUAAUAGUAAAACAGCUGAAAGAAAUGAAAACGAUAGUGAUAAAAAUCCACCAUUUCAAAUGCCUAAUGGAUCAUUAAUGCCUCUGAGAAAUAAUGUUGGAGGGAAAAUGACUGGGUUGGAAGUAAUAUUGAAUGAUAUUGAAAAUGAUUCGAUGCCACUUGAUACACGAGCUAAAGGAUUCAAUGUUAUUGUGCACACUCCUGAAGAUUUUCCAGACGUGUCAGAUAAUUAUAAAUUAUAUCGAAAUGCAGAUAGAUUAACAUUAUUGGCAGUGUCCGUUAGUAGAAUUAUCGCCGACGAAUCUCUUUAUAGAGUUUCUGAAAGUCGUCGAAAUUGUUUUAUGUGGAACGAUAACAUGAUAUCAAACAAUAAAAUAACAAGUCACAGUAACAAUAAAAAUAAUUGUAAAAGCACUUGUCGACUACAAACUAUUCGCAAUUUAUGUAAUUGCAUUCCGUACUUUUACAAUGAUAAUAAAAAAGACGAUAUUGAUGUUUGUGGAGUUGAACACAUUAAGUGUCUCGUGCGUGUAGAUGCAAUUCAACGUAACACAUUAGCGCCAACUAAUGAAACAGGUUUUCCUAAGUGGAGUCAACCGCCUCAUAUGAAUUGCACUUGUCCUCAACCGUGUUCAUUUCUUAUUUAUUCUACUGAAGUACGCAGCCAACUAAGGGAAUACCUAGAUAUAUCACAAUUUAAUGAUGAUAUUGGUCCUACUCCUGUGUAUCUAGAUUUCCAUUUUAGAGACCAAUUUGCUAUCAGUUACAUUCGUUCUAUGAAAUAUAGUACACAGGAUUUAUUGGUAUCUGUUGGAGGAAUAGCAAGUCUGUUUUUGGGAUGCAGCUUGGUCAGUUUAAUAGAAAUACUUUAUUAUUUAUAUAAGUCGAUCGUGUACCUCAGAAGUAAGAAUAUAUACAAAAGGCAAAAAAAAGAAAAAUUAGUUAUACUCACACGUAGGUACCAUCCUUAUGAAUUCAAAAGGCCGCUUUAUAAGCCACCACGUCAUAUCAACUCUAAAACAUCAAUGAAUCAAUUUAACUAUUAAUUUAUGUUUUAUAUAAUAUUUAUAGUAAAAACUCAAUAACAGCAUAAAUUAUUACAUUUACUUAGUUGUACUUAAGGUAUUUGAUAGGGUUUUACUUAGUCUGAACCACAUUUAUUUGGUAAAUUUAGUGAAUUUUAGACGUUAAUCAUUUAUAAAAAUAAUUAUAAUAUUUUUAAUGUGUAUUCAUUUAUUGAUUAAAAGUCGUGUCUACACUUGAAAUUAUAUGUGUGAUAAUUCAAAUUUAGUGUAAGUUUGAAUUGUGUUGUAAAAGUGUUAUUAACUCAAAAAAGAAUAAUUUUUGUAAAUUGGAAAGUACGGAAAUUAUUCAUCACAGUAACUGUUAUUCCACAGACGAGAAACCGCUGCGGCUGUAUAGAAGUUUUAUACAAACAUUAAAUUCAUUGAAACGUCACAAAUUCGAAGGUGGGAAAGUCUAUAAUUUUGUUAUGUUUUUUUUAUUAUGCAAGAGAAUGGGCAAGUGAACCUUUUUUUGACACAACGAUGUCGAAACUCAUUAUUUUUGCCGUUGACUGCAAGAUAAGGCGACCAGGGAAAAUAAAUACAAUUAAAAUCAAAUUGUUUAUUGGUAUUGAUCCCUCCCCAAUAGACUGACCGUUAUCGGUUUAAAAUUGCCAUUAGAUCGGUGUUGGCUUUUUCCCUUGCUUUCUGUCAUUUACCGAGUUAGAGUGCACACGUUUUUCAUUUUUUGUCAAUGUUUUCAAUAAUGGUGUAGAUCAAAUAAUCACGUAUUUUUGGUGAAGUAUCUAAACCAUCGGAUAGGUCUCUUUGGUUACUGGGUAUUGUUAUUAUUAAUUAUAUUUAUGUAAUGAGCUUCGUUUUAUUAACUUUUUUUAAUUUUUAAAGAAUUUACUUAAGUUAGUCUAGUUCGAGUGUCCAGACCGCUCCUGGUGUUUUUCAUUAAUUUCCGAAUAACAUUAAUGGAUGUAUUUCAAUACUGUAAAUGAUGUUUACUAUAUUAUAAUAUAUUUAUUGUUUAAAUAUUUUAUUAUAAUUUUUUUGAGCUUUUCUUUGUAGACAUGGUUUUUUAUACACUCGAAUUUUUG
Daktulosphaira vitifoliae (grape phylloxera) is the source of this 2675-nucleotide messenger RNA. Its product is annotated as sodium channel protein Nach-like. The transcript has 10 exons. Gene Ontology annotation, molecular function: ligand-gated sodium channel activity. The coding region runs from base 1 to 1611 and encodes 536 amino acids. Gene Ontology annotation, biological process: sodium ion transmembrane transport. Gene Ontology annotation, cellular component: membrane. The record is from RefSeq and is a predicted model, not a curated record. NCBI's taxonomy places the organism in Eukaryota, Metazoa, Arthropoda, Insecta, Hemiptera, Phylloxeridae.